This is a messenger RNA of Trypanosoma brucei brucei TREU927, 609 nucleotides long. RefSeq names its product NADH-ubiquinone oxidoreductase 20 kDa subunit mitochondrial precursor. The coding region runs from base 1 to 609 and encodes 202 amino acids. Gene Ontology annotation, molecular function: quinone binding; NADH dehydrogenase (ubiquinone) activity; 4 iron, 4 sulfur cluster binding. The record is from RefSeq and is a predicted model, not a curated record. NCBI's taxonomy places the organism in Eukaryota, Euglenozoa, Kinetoplastea, Trypanosomatida, Trypanosomatidae. The transcript has a single exon. Gene Ontology annotation, biological process: aerobic respiration; electron transport coupled proton transport; mitochondrial respiratory chain complex I assembly.
AUGCUUCGUCGCACGUCGUUUAAUUUCACAGGGCGUGCGAUGAUUUCGCGCGGCAGCCCCGAGUGGUCGCAUCGUUUGGAUCUCAAGAAGGGGAAAAAGACGACAAUGAUGCACAAACUUGGCACCAGUAAACCCAAUAAUGCAUUGCAGUAUGCACAAAUGACUUUACACGACCUUACGGAGUGGUGCCUCGCUUACUCGCCGUGGCCUCUCACCUUCGGUUUGGCAUGUUGCGCCGUAGAAAUGAUGCAUGCAUAUGCUUCUCGGUAUGAUUUGGAUCGUUUUGGUAUUGUACCGCGUCCAACACCCCGUCAAGCAGAAAUUAUUAUUGUCUCCGGCACUGUGACAAAUAAAAUGGCUCCAAUCUUGCGGAACAUAUAUGUUCAAAUGGUGAACCCCAAGUGGGUUAUUUCCAUGGGAAGCUGCGCUAACGGUGGUGGUUACUAUCACUUCUCCUACGCCGUGCUCCGAGGCUGUGAAAGAGCAAUACCAGUUGAUUUCUGGAUUCCCGGUUGCCCUCCUUCAGCGGAAAGUCUUGUCUUUUGCUUGCAUACAUUACAGAAGAAAAUACGCUGGCACGAAAUUCAAAAGUAUUCUGUUCGAGAUUAA